Messenger RNA from Pyricularia oryzae 70-15, 758 nucleotides. RefSeq lists its product as uncharacterized. The coding region runs from base 1 to 357 and encodes 118 amino acids. The record is from RefSeq and is a predicted model, not a curated record. The transcript is spliced from 3 exons. Lineage: Eukaryota; Fungi; Ascomycota; Sordariomycetes; Magnaporthales; Pyriculariaceae.
AUGACCAUGUCGAGGAGUGGCGGCCAAGGCGGCGUCCUGUCACGCGUCGAGGACGCGAGGGCGCCAAUACCCAAAACCGCAUCUUCAAGUUUCUCCAAAAUAUGGUGGCAAGGGUGGCUAAAACGUAAACUGUCAGCCACAGCAUCGCAGAUUUUGCUGGCUAUCCUGCAAAGAACAAGCAUAGGGAAAUUCUCGGCGCUUUCCCCAGACUCGGAGUUAUCCUGUUAUAGCAGUACAAGCCGGAGUUGUCGUGGUGAUGGACGCAAGAAGCGCUGCAGUGAGAUCCACAAGCCACAUCAUCGACUGUUGGAGCAACGGUGUGACGACGAGGCUGGUGGGAAUGGCGCAGGAAGCUAGCGCAACUCGAUGGGCAGAGUUGGGCAUCUAAUUACUUUUUGCUACUCUACCAAAUAGAUUCGGCUUUUCUAGCCGAGAGUAGUGUGCCAAGUUGAAGCUAGGGAAAGUUUACCUUUUGCGUUCCUAGAGGUAAACUGGGGUGGUGGGUAUGACAUCAGUUCAUCUCAUGUGGCUAAUAGUAGGUGGUUGGCUGGGAUCUUCCAUAUUUUCCCCUCUCUUUGUUUUUUUUCUUUUUCCAUAUUGAAGCAGUACGGAUGUUGUACUGCAUCAAGGCAUUACAUGCGGGUCUACACAUUCGCGAAUGCAGGCUUGAUCUUGGUUUGAAGUAGAAUAAAACACAGUGGACAAGAAAAGCAAACAAUGAAAAUAAAGAUUGCUUGACCUUGAAGGGGCCUGGACCG